Molecule: messenger RNA, 607 nt
Organism: Juglans microcarpa x Juglans regia
Lineage: Eukaryota; Viridiplantae; Streptophyta; Magnoliopsida; Fagales; Juglandaceae
Exons: 3
Coding region: 1-564 (187 amino acids)
Source: RefSeq, a predicted model, not a curated record
AUGAUGCGCAAGACUUCUAAAACAAAACAAUCAACUCGAACAAAAGCUGAUGGUCAUCAGGGAAAGAAACUGAUCAUUGAGCAACCCACUGAAGAUUUUGAUUCUAAUAAAGAGGGGAAGAAAUCAGAGGCCCAAAUGCAGAGCCAAGAGAUGGGUUACAGUGGAAGCAGCGCCUCCUCUAGCGUCACAACAACUAGGAAUGACAGAAGCUCGGAUGCAUCCUUAUCCCCAGUUGGUCGUUCUGAUCAAAAGAGGGCACCAAAAACUGAGGUUCAUCCCAAUGCUCUCAAGAACAUCAAGAACCCUACACUCUUGCAGGCUUCCGUAAGUGAUAUCAUCAACCCGAAUGAAGGCAAAAUACUGUCUCAUUGUCGGAGGUCUCUUUCUUCAAUCGAUUUCCGAAGUGUCGAUCUGGAAAUAUAUCAAAACUCUUCGAAUUCGACAAAGAUAAGGCCAUCAAGGAUAAUCCUCUCUAAGAUGUCCAGUGCCCAUCACAAUCAGCACAUCAACGGCACACGAGAUGCCACACAAGUAACCUCUGUACAGUUGCGUGGGAUGCCAUAGAGGGUCCAGGUUUUCAGUGAAGACGAGGAACAGCAGUAGUCUG